This is a messenger RNA of Drepanopeziza brunnea f. sp. 'multigermtubi' MB_m1, 1764 nucleotides long. RefSeq lists its product as uncharacterized. Lineage: Eukaryota; Fungi; Ascomycota; Leotiomycetes; Helotiales; Drepanopezizaceae. The record is from RefSeq and is a predicted model, not a curated record.
AUGUCUACUAUGACUAUGUCCGACGAAUCUGACAAUGGACCGGGCUCAUCACCACAUGUUCAAUCGGCAGGUCCAGCAAUUAUUCAAUUACUCCCACCUGAAGCGAUAGGAAACAUUGUAGCGAGGACGAACGAGAUUAUCUCAGAGCAUCGAAGAUGGCUUGCAAAUCUGCCCCCUCGUGACACCCCGACAAGGUCGAUCAGUCAUCCUCCAUCAAGUCUGGUGACACCACCGCCAACCCUCAGCAGAAGAGUCGCAGGGCCUUCUUCUCUCCCAAACCCGCUGGCUCUCCUGCCUGAAUGCAGCUCCCUCGUCACAUCAGCCUCCAGUGCUGGGUUUGCAGCUGGCGCCUUGAGUGUAUCUAAUCAAUUAUCGGCAUCUCUUGCGAACGCGUCCGCUACAGCCGCGGCUUCAAUUGCUUCACUCCAAGCGGCUCUCACGGCCGCCAACAAUGCCUUGAAUAGUGCCAGACAAUCUGCUCAGCAAGCCCUCGGCUCGGCCUCCCAGUCAGUACAACAGGCUUUGCAGAGCGCUUCAAUACAGUCCCAGGCCGCUCUAGAGGCUAAGAAUAGUCUUACUGCUGGGAUUGCUUCAGCGCAGACCAGUGCAAACCAGGCUAUUGCUGCAGUCCAGUCGAGCGCCAGCGCCAAUGUGUUGUCUGCGAACAACGCGCUCACUUCGGUCCAGGCAAGCGCUAGCCAGGCGAUUGCGAGCGCGAAUGCGAGCGCGAAUGCUGUGGCUAGUGAUGCAAGAGCAACGGCCACGAAUGCAAUAGCCCAGGCUGAAGCUACAAUUUCAGCUAUAGCUUCCCAAGCGAGCGCUACAAUAGCAGCGUCCCGCAUCUCAGCUAUGAACAGUACAACAUUCGUCCUCGUCGUAACCUUUGCCAUCCUUGGCUCGUCGCUCAUCUCAGUGCUCUCAUUCUAUCUGAUAAUCCGGUACCGGCGUUUGCGCAGGCUGAGAAAGCAAGACGAGCUCAAAUCCUCUAUCCGGCGAAAAGGGCCCGGGAGCGAUGUCUCUUCCAUCGGGCCUUCUCUAUCUGAUUUCCCGUUUCCGGCAAACAGAACACAGUGGAGUCGAGUCCAAAGCGAGCGGAAUAGUAGGAACAGAUCUAUGGUGAGGGAGCGAGAAAGAGAGCGCGGGGAAAGCUACUGGCCGAGGAACAAUGACCGUGUCAGUGCAGCGGAUAGAGAAAGACAGACCUGGAUGCGAGGCGCCGACAACAUCCGCGCAAGUCGAUCCAUGGAUUUACCCGUUCCUGUCGGACCCAGGAAGACCUGGGCUGUCGGCCAGGCCCCCCAAACCCUCGAGCGAGCGAGCGCCUUCCCAACCACAAGCCUCGAUAAGAACAACUCUAGCAACUCCCCGGGCCGCCAAACCUGGAGCCCAGACGAAGACCGGGAAGAUGUGCUCCAGUCACGAUCCGCGACCCUCGUCACCACCCCCGGCUUUUCAAACGGUAUGUCUAGAGAUGGGCCGAGGACGGGUGGUGGAACGAGCGAUGGCUCGGUAAUGGUGCGUAAGAACGCCCUGACUUACGACUCUGAAUACCCAGACCGCCCACCGAAGUUUACAACGUGGCUGGAGGAGAGAUUUAGGCGGGUGAGUCCGUUACCUACGAUGAAGGUGGUACAGACGCAGAAGCCGGAGGUGCGAGAGAAGGUAGGGACGAGGCAGAGUAUGCUACUCUUUGGAAGGGGAGCUGGGGCUGGGCCUGGGGGUAGGGGAGAUAGCGAUGGGAGCAGGAUUGGGGCGGCGUUUUAA